CAAAAGAAAAGUAUUGGCCAUCGACUAGGGUUUUAGUGAAGUAUAAAACCAAGCUCCGCAGCGGCAGUCCCUUUUCUCACAUUAGUUUCUUCUACUCCCCACUUCCCCCUCACGGCCGUCGGCGGAGGCUAAUCGAGGAGAAACAAUGGCCUUCAUCAAAGUCCAGAAGACAAGGGCUUAUUUUAAGCGUUUCCAGGUCAAAUUCAAGAGAAGGAGAGAGGGGAAAACAGACUAUAGAGCCAGGAAUCGUUUGAUCAAUCAGGACAAAAAUAAGUACAACACUCCAAAAUAUCGUUUGGUUGUCCGAUUUACUAACAAGGACAUAAUUGCACAAGUUGUGUCUGCUAGUAUUGCUGGUGACAUGAUUCUUGCUUCUGCUUAUGCUAACGAGCUGCCUCGUUAUGGCCUCAAAGUUGGACUGACUAAUUAUGCUGCUGCCUACUGCACUGGACUUCUUUUGGCACGGAGAGUUCUCAAAAAGCUUGAAAUGGAUGAGGAGUAUGAAGGAAACCUUGAGGUCAAUGGGGAGGAUUACUCCGUUGAACCUGCUGAAAGCAGAAGGCCUUUCCGUGCUCUCUUGGAUGUUGGCCUUUUGAGGACUACUACAGGAAAUCGUGUUUUUGGUGCUCUCAAGGGUGCGUUGGAUGGUGGACUUGAUAUUCCUCACAGUGAGAAGAGGUUCGCUGGAUUCAGCAAGGAUUCCAAGCAACUUGAUGCUGAAGUUCACCGCAAGUACAUAUAUGGUGGCCACGUUGCUACAUAUAUGAAGACUCUGAUUGAAGAUGAACCAGAGAAAUAUCAGACACACUUUAGUGAGUACAUCAAAAAGGGUCUUGAAGCUGAUGGCCUUGAGGAGAUGUACAAGAAGGUUCAUGCUGCCAUUCGUGCUGAUCCAAGCCCAAAGAAAUCUGAGAAGCAGCCUCCUAAACAGCACAAGAGGUAUAAUCUGAAGAAGCUAACAUACGAGGAAAGGAAAGCUAAGUUGAUUGAGAGACUGAAUGCUUUGAAUUCAGCUGCUGGAAAUGAUGACGAUGAUGAGGAUGACGAGUAAACGGCAUUGCAAGAGUCUUGAAAUAUUAUUGUUGCUUAUGUUCUUGUUAUACUCUGUUUUUGCUUCCUUAUUGAGUUCUCAGUUUUGCAUGCUCUGUAGAAUGAUAAUUUACCAAUUUGAGAAUGUUCUAAAUUUUUAUACUCACUCAGCCUUAUAAAUCUGGCAUGUGGAUGAAUAUUAUGUCGCUUGCAAGGUAAUCUUGCCUACUUAUUAUUGCCUUGGCAAUGAGUUGUUGGAUUAAUCCAGGCAUUUUCUUCACAAA
Molecule: messenger RNA, 1313 nt
Organism: Solanum verrucosum
Lineage: Eukaryota; Viridiplantae; Streptophyta; Magnoliopsida; Solanales; Solanaceae
Product: 60S ribosomal protein L5-like
Exons: 9
Coding region: 146-1051 (301 amino acids)
Biological process (GO): ribosomal large subunit assembly; translation
Cellular component (GO): cytosolic large ribosomal subunit; ribosome
Molecular function (GO): 5S rRNA binding; structural constituent of ribosome
Source: RefSeq, a predicted model, not a curated record